Messenger RNA from Anarrhichthys ocellatus (wolf-eel), 2542 nucleotides. RefSeq names its product fibroblast growth factor 22 (gene fgf22). NCBI's taxonomy places the organism in Eukaryota, Metazoa, Chordata, Actinopteri, Perciformes, Anarhichadidae. Gene Ontology annotation, molecular function: growth factor activity. The transcript is spliced from 3 exons. The record is from RefSeq and is a predicted model, not a curated record. Bases 199 to 897 code for a protein of 232 amino acids.
AAAGCAAGACCAAAAAGAUGACAACUGGAGAAAGCGUGUCGCUGUAGGAAGGCCUGCUGUCAGCUCUGAGGUGGGGAUUGGUCAUCUGUGACAUCCAGAGGAUCUGCGAGAGCCAUUUCCCUCCCUUCUCUCUUCAGGACCCCCAUCAUCAGCAUGCCUACAGCUUGCACAAGGUGCACCUUGGGAGUCUGACCCACCAUGUGCAGAUGGACGCCGUCCGUAGCUCAUCUCUGUCCUGAACCUGCCCUUGGCAGGACCACCAUCACCGCCACCACCACCACCACCACCACUGCAGCCUCCACCGGGCGGACUCUCCCCUUACCCAGCGCGGCCUCCCUUUGCCUGGCAUGCUUCACCUUGCUGCUGGUUACCGCUGGCACCGCCACAGGGGCCUGUCCUCCUGGGGUUGGACAUGAGCCCCUUCAGGUGCUGGCGAGUGGCAUCAACUGCUCAUGGACUUUGGAGAGGCACACUCGCAGUUACAAUCACCUAGAGGGCGACGUCCGGCUACGGCGACUUUACUCUGCCAACAAGUUCUUCCUCUGUAUUGACAAAACAGGCAAGGUGGACGGCACUCGGCGGAAAAACUACGCAGACAGCCUGAUGGAAAUCCGAUCUGUCAGUGUGGGAGUUGUUGCCAUCAAAUCUGUCAGCACCGGGCUGUACUUAGCUAUGUCCAAGAAAGGCACGCUCUUUGGAUCGGUGAAGUACAACCCAAGCUGCAAGUUCAAGGAGCGCAUUGAGGAGAACGGCUACAACACGUACGCCUCCCUCCGAUGGAAGCACAGCGGCAGGCAGAUGUUUGUUUCGCUGAACGGGCGGGGGAAGCCACGGCGGGGUCACAAGGCUCGACGGAGACACCCGUCCACUCAUUUCCUGCCCAUGCUCCCUUCCUAGCUGCCCAAGUCUGAACUCUGACCGGCGACCGGCUGACUGGCUCACCUGCCUCCUCACACUAGUGUUGAUCCAGCCGUGAAGGCAAUCUUUAUUUUCAUUAUUCCAUCCUCCUGUCACAUAAAAGUACAUUUGUUGAGGGCUGUAACAAUUGUAGAUUUAGUAUAAUAUGUACUUUUUAAGUUAUUUUCUCUAAUGAUGUUCAGUAAUACAGUAAAUAUACAGUAGGAUUAUACUAUAUCCAGGCAUCUGUCUGGCUGCAGUAUCGUCUGUGUGUCUGAACUGCAUGUAAAGCUGCGGUGUUGGGGUGAUGACUUUAAGAGGCUGUAAGAGGACUGAAAAGGGAUAGCAAGGCUAUUCUAGAUGCUCCGCUAAUUAAGAACGGAAGCAUGUGAUCGACUCUACAAUUAAGUUGUCACCAUGUAUCAUACCAUGUUAAACACAUUUCUCAUCUUCAUCACAUGUUGACCACCAUUUAAGCCAAUGAGAAAUUGAAAAAUGAUAAUAAGAUUUCCUGUGCAACACCGUUUCACAUAUGAUACAUUCACAUAUAUUGGUACAUGGUUUAUCACAUGUCAAACAGCAUUUCACUGAAUUAACGUACAGGCAUAAUGUGGUUUUUGGACAUUUUACACGUGAAAUGGAAAAGAUGAAUGUUUCACAUGUGAUAUGUUUAUAAGGCUAAAUCUGACUACUUUUAGGCCAGUGAAAAUGAAAAAAGUUAUAACAAAAUAGGUAUCCAUACACCAGAAUCAAAUUUAAGUGAAGUAAAGUUGUGAGGAUUUACAUCAUUAUAAUCUCUAUACACAGAUUACGUAUUCAUAUACAGAAAGCAUUGGCCAAAAUGGAACCCACCGGCUGUCGUCUGACGAUGAUCUAGCUUUUUAUUAGCUUAAAAUACGCUACUUGUGAAACAACACGGUCGUACAUGGCGUCUCUUAACUCCAGUCACGCACCUCAAGUUGCUAAUCAGAGUGUUAACAAGGAAUGGGAAACCAAAUAAUUAAUGAACAAUUCGAGUGGGGACUUGGACUCAUGCCCUCAGUAGUUCUAAAAUCCUGGUUAUGGCGCUACUGCAAAUCGAACAUCCUCACUUGUUGCUUGGGAUAUACUGUACUGACACUACUGGAUAAGAGACACUGAUCUGCACCUGAACUGUGCAGACGAGAUGAAAAUCUCUACUGACUUUAAACACAUUGAUAAAUGAACUGUUCUGUCUGUAUAUGUCUAUGUAUGACAAGAACACGAAGCUAACUACUGGGAUUACAUGCUGGAUUUUCUGAGAUGACCUGUGUAUGUUUGCGCAUGCUUCUGUCGGACUGCUUUUCCCGUUCAACAACCCACAGCUAAUAGAGUAGGAAUCAGUAUCAGAAAAGAAAAUGCAAAGUCUCAUCUAGUCUCCGAUUCUUUGUUGUGAAAUUAAAAAAAUAUACGUUUUGAGUCAUUUAACGCAUUAUAGCAGACAUAGGUAAAGCAGAUGUCACAUAGCAGCAACUUCAUUAAUUGUAUACACAGUAGUAAAGGGUUAUUACAUACUGCCUCUCUCUUAAGUCUUGCUAACAUUUUCUCAACAAGGCUGUUGCUAAUAGAACAUUUAAUAUAUUUAAAACAUUUUGUACUCUAACUGUUUGAAGUUGAUGUUUAUUGU